CCUCAGCUACCAUUAAACUAACUUUUAUUUUUAUUUUUGUAUAGUAACAACUACCUUCUCUCAUGGCGCUGUAUUUUACGCAGGCGAAACUCUAUCUUGUACCAUUUCUUUCACUAAUGCUAAUAAUAUUAAUAACACUCUUGUAAAAACAUCCGUUUCAGCGCCAAUACCAUUUACAGCUCCACAGCAAACGCGUACAGCUCAAGUUCAUCGCAACCCACGAUCCAUCUCGUCUUUAGCUUCUUCGACACUCGCAUUUCUUACUCGUACUCAACCCACUCCUUCUCCACCACCACUACCGCCAACUCCUCUCGUUAUUAAUCAAGAUGAUGAAACUCCCAUUCCAAUCGAACUGGAUUCACCUACGCCUCGAUCAAGUAUAGAUACCUUUUUACAUCUAUCCCCAAGAAGUUCAAUGGACUCAAAUGCUUCAUUUCGUUCUUCGCCACAUAAUAGACGCUCUUCUAAUCUAUACAGUUCAUCCCCUUUAAAGAAUUCGUCAACAGAACACUUACUAUGUGGGUUUGCUCAAGUGGUCGGUAGUUUUGUUGCCGAUGCAAACUUAAUUAACCUCAACGAAUUCGAUCCCUUAAAACUAUAUAACAUGUAUAACCCUCAGGGAGGCUUUAGUGGUGGUGGAGGAGGUUUGAUGGUUGCCAAAUCAAAUUCUCCUUUGGAUGCCCGUACUUUACCAGUUUUCUCAACACCGCCUUCUAUCUUGUUUGUAGAUUUAGAUUUAGCACCUGGCGAAACAAAAAAAUUUUCAUACAAGAUUCAAUUGCCUAAUGAUAUACCACCUUCGCAUCGAGGAAAAGCCAUUCGAUUUAAUUACUACCUUAUGGUAGGCACACAACGAGCACCAUCCAUGAUUAAACAGCCUUCUUUACCCACUCAAGGACAAGUAGUGCAAAUUCGGUUCCGAGUGCUUAAUCAUGUAUCAGAAGAUGGAUCUCGACCUAUAUAUGACUUGAUGAACCCAGUGAUUCAAUAUAAGGAUGAGGCCACCGUAGAUGAAUUUGAGAAUAAACAGAAAAUAAAAAAGAAAAAAUCAGUUCAACAUUUAGAGGAACGAAAGGCCUUUAUGGAUUAUGUGGACGAACUGUUUGAAAAUAGUACAAAAAAUACGAUGAUUCAUGAAAUAACCCGACGUGAAAGUGAUGCGUAUGAAGAGAGAAAUGCCGACGACCAGUCCGCCAUGGAAGGCUCUUGCUCUCAAGUCGUAUCGAGGAUUACACAUCGUAGUAGAAAAGCAAUGUAUGAUAUCUGUAAAAACAACCAAAGGGUGGCAAAGCUUCAUUUAAUCAAGACUGCACAUAGAUUAGGUGAACCAGUCAUUGGUGUGCUUGAUUUUAGUGAGGCAAUUUUAUCUACCUAUAAGAUUUCGAUAUUUCUAGAGAGUAGUGAAUCAGUUGAGAAUUCUAUUGCACUUAGAACACCGCAACAUAUAUCUCGUGUUUCUCGAAAGACGCAUUCAGAUUUUCAUUCCUUUUGUCUAGACAAUAAAAGGUUAUCGUUCUCUUUACCAAUACCAGCAACUGCAUCACCUGAAUUUCAGACAACUGGAGUGUCGCUAGAAUAUUUUUUGAAAUUUGAGUUUAUAACAGGUAUAGAUGAUCAACCGCCUUUUAUUCCAAUCAACACGGAUGAAAAACAUCGUCAUUAUCAAUGCCUCCAGGAUAUAGAAGUGAGCACUUUUGACUGCCAAAUACCAUUAACUGUCUAUGGCUCCCCUGGAGGUGUAGAUAGGGCUUUAUAUGGUCGUCCACAUACAUUUAGAGUUCAAUAGUAAUAAUAAAAGUAAUAUCUAAUCAUUAUGUGCUUCGUUGAUGAUAUAUCAAAAAAAUAUCCUUUGUCAAAAGAGAUCGGAUCAACAAAAUGAUAUGAAUAUGCAGGCAAACUGUGCCAAACCCAAAUU
Molecule: messenger RNA, 1915 nt
Organism: Mucor mucedo
Lineage: Eukaryota; Fungi; Mucoromycota; Mucoromycetes; Mucorales; Mucoraceae
Product: reduced growth phenotype protein 1
Exons: 5
Coding region: 416-1786 (456 amino acids)
Biological process (GO): retrograde transport, endosome to Golgi
Cellular component (GO): Golgi membrane; Ric1-Rgp1 guanyl-nucleotide exchange factor complex
Source: RefSeq, a predicted model, not a curated record